This is a messenger RNA of Pocillopora verrucosa, 1975 nucleotides long. RefSeq names its product protein arginine N-methyltransferase 1-B. Gene Ontology annotation, cellular component: nucleus. The record is from RefSeq and is a predicted model, not a curated record. NCBI's taxonomy places the organism in Eukaryota, Metazoa, Cnidaria, Anthozoa, Scleractinia, Pocilloporidae. Gene Ontology annotation, molecular function: protein-arginine N-methyltransferase activity. Gene Ontology annotation, biological process: peptidyl-arginine methylation.
CAUCUGAAGGCUCUUAUUGUAAAAAAUUGACAAACAGUCUGCACGUGCUCAGAAUAAUGGAGAGUAAACCUAAAGUAGCCAAAGUGGAGGAGUCCUCUAAUGGAAUGGAAGUCGAUACAGCUGCAUCUAAUCAUGUCGAUGAUAGCAAGGAACAAAGUUUGAAGCAAGCUUCUUCGACAGCGUCUGGUUCGAGGCCUCCUGCUUCUGAAAUGACAAGUGCUGAUUAUUAUUUUGAUUCUUACGCACAUUUUGGGAUCCAUGAGGAAAUGAUCAAGGAUGAAGUUCGUACAACAACAUAUCGCAAUGCAAUGUACUAUAACAAGCACUUGUUUCGGGAUAAAGUAGUUCUUGAUGUGGGCUGUGGAACUGGAAUUUUGUCCAUGUUUGCUGCAAAGGCUGGUGCAAAACAUGUGUAUGCUGUUGACUUCUCUUCAAUCAUUGACUACAGUAAACAGAUAAUCAAGGACAAUAAUUUCGAAGAAGUGAUCACCCUCAUCAAAGGUAAAAUAGAAGAAAUUGAACUGCCUGUUGAACAGGUUGAUAUCAUCAUCAGCGAGUGGAUGGGUUACUGUCUUUUAUAUGAGUCCAUGUUGGAUACAGUUUUAUUUGCUCGCGAUAAAUGGCUGAAACCAGGGGGACUCUUGUUCCCAGACAAGGCACAACUGUAUCUCUGUGCUAUUGAGGACAGGCAGUACAAAGAAGACAAAAUUUAUUGGUGGGACAAUGUUUAUGGCUUUGAUAUGAGCUGUAUCAGGAAAGUUGCCCUGACAGAGCCUCUUGUGGAUGUGGUGGAGGCUAAGCAAGUAGUUUCUAAUUCCUGUCUCGUAAAGGAAAUUGACUUGCAUACUGUGAAGAAAGAAGACUUGUCGUUCAGUGCACCUUUUCAGCUGUAUUGCAGGCGGAAUGAUUAUGUCCAUGCGCUUGUUGCCUUCUUUACCAUCGAAUUCACACAUUGUCACAAGAGGACUGGGUUCUCAACCGCUCCAGACUGUCACUACACUCAUUGGAAGCAGACAGUCUUCUAUCUUCAAGACUAUCUCACAGUCAAGUAUGGUGAAGAAUUAUAUGGAGAUUUCAAAAUGCAGCCAAACCCCAGGAAUAAUCGUGAUUUGGAUUUCACAAUCAGUGUAAACUUCAAUGGAGAGCUUUGUAAUUACCAAGCUUCAGACAACUACAGGAUGCGAUAGUAUAAGAGUGAAAGCCUCUACUUGUACAGUAACAAGACGAUAUUCUUAAUAUAAAAGAUGCUGCUGGUUAGCAUGUCAUUAGUAGAGCAUAUGUUGUUUAUGAUAUCAAUACCAGAUUACAGAAUCACGUUUAUGAAGGAAACGUCAGCAUCUUCUAGCUGUAGUGUUGCCAGUUAAGCACUGUAAGAAGUCUGUCUUCAUUCAAGCACUAGAGGUAGAGCUUCUUUUAAACGUACCUGGCAAAUUGCUGACAAACUCGAUAGAGACACAACGAACACAGUGACUAUGUUGGUGAUGUUAUAACCUGAUGGCAAUGAAGGGCAGGAGAUGGAUUAAGGAAAUUAUGAAAUAGAUCGAUCAAAUUGUUGUAUGGAGACUGGCAGGGACCAUUGGCAAAUAACAUAUGUAAUGCGUUUAUCACUGGAAGACAAAAAUUCGAAAUUGACUCGUACUAAGCCAUUCGAAAAAAAAUGAAUGUUGGGCGUCAUUAUUUUAAUAUUCUUUGUUGGACAUUCUCUCUACGGGUUUCGUUUGGUGUCAUCAGGCAGUUUUCUCUACAGACAGUUUUAUUUGUUCCAUUUUCAGGCAAGAGCACUUCAAAUACAAAUUGCUUUUUUGUUAUCUCCGUCCCAUUUAGUUCUGUCUUGGUUAGUUUAGCUUGUUUAAAUUUUUCUUAUUUACCUGAACUAACAUUUAGCCUUGGUAAACCAACUCUCCAUGAGCGUUUAUUAUGAAAUAGUUUAAAUUAUUGCGAAAAUGUAAGCCAAUAAAAAUGUAUUACCCUACGA